AUGAUCUCCAUCGCUGCCCAGAUCCAACACCUCGCAUGCGCCUGUCUAUCCACAGGAUGGGAUAACUUCCAGACAGCACACCGCGCCAUCCUCCCGGAAGAAUGGCAACGCCGCUGUGAGCCGUUUUCAUGGAUCGAGGAGUUCCGUGUCCACCGUGCUCUAUGGCAGCUCCGGAUCUACUCCGACCUCUGGAAUAUAGCCGCAGAGAAAAAGAGUCCAGUGCCGGAUCCUUAUCCCUCAGCCUGCACCAGCCUCAGGAAAUGGACUUGGUCACCCUCCGAAGCCGACAAAAUCACAACCCUGGCCAUCUUCGACCUGUCACCCGUCCAAUCUUACGAGAUCCACACCGUCGCAGAUCUCCUGAGGCAGUUAGGUGUGCCUUCGCUCUGCGAUGACGAAACCCCUACAAUCGAUGGCACAGGUAGUGGUAGUAGCCACCUCAUACCACCACCACUACCCCUCUUUGCCUCUCUGCAUGUUCCCGACAUGAAUAUCACACGAUACUUGACGUGGCCAUCACCAACCACCCCCGAGGAGACAGCGCUGAAUUUCCACUGGGGCCGAUCGCCUGAUUGUACCAGCGGCGCGUCCAAACAGGCCACGUACUAUGGCACCAUGCAGAUGGACUUGGCCUUCCCACCUGGCCUUCACCCCACGGGUCUAGAUGAUAUACAGCCGUUCUACAGACUGGGGGUGUUUGUUUGGGAUACGUGGCGGAUGUACCUGAUGGGGUGUUUGAGCAUGGGGCGUCCGCCAUGGAUAAAAGAGAUGAUUCAGACGCCGGAUGGGAGCUAUGUCUGUUCUCUGCAUGUGGGCAUGAUGGUUUUGGAGAAGAGGUGGUGUGCGCUUGUAGGGAGGAAGACGGGCGGGUCGAAGUGGAGGCGGGAGUGUAUGGAAGUGACUAGGCUUUUCUAG
This is a messenger RNA of Penicillium expansum, 915 nucleotides long. RefSeq lists its product as uncharacterized. NCBI's taxonomy places the organism in Eukaryota, Fungi, Ascomycota, Eurotiomycetes, Eurotiales, Aspergillaceae. The record is from RefSeq and is a predicted model, not a curated record. Bases 1 to 915 code for a protein of 304 amino acids. The transcript has a single exon.